Messenger RNA from Psilocybe cubensis, 1113 nucleotides. RefSeq lists its product as uncharacterized. The coding region runs from base 1 to 1113 and encodes 370 amino acids. The transcript is spliced from 4 exons. The record is from RefSeq and is a predicted model, not a curated record. Lineage: Eukaryota; Fungi; Basidiomycota; Agaricomycetes; Agaricales; Agrocybaceae.
AUGCUCAAAGAUACGUCCAGUCCAGCGCAAAAGGACCAAGUGAACUUUGAACCAUAUAGACGACGACUCCCAAAGGAUCAUGCAGUCCCAGAUGACAUCAACGAUCUCAGGAAGGAAUGCUUUGUAUGCUACAAUCGCUUGAAACAGGGCUCCGGAGACAAGGCCUCCAUAGCUUGUACUUGCACAAAGGCCAACUUGGAGAAGACCGAUCCUUCAGAGUUACACGGUUCACAGGCUCCUCCAGAGUUACCUUUGGAUAAAAAAUCACUCUCCCGCAACAAUCUGGAAGAGACAAGCCCCGAUCGUUCAAGAGAGCCAAAGCUACCCAAACCACUCCCCAUGUCAACAUAUGCAUUACCAAAAUUGUGCAAAAUUUGCGAACAGGAAUUAACGUCAGGUGAAACAUGCAUAUGUCGAAUUUGUGUUACCCAGCCAUCGCCGCCGCACUUCGAAGCUAGAAUUGAAAGGUUGAAACGCGGCGUGCCAUACACUGGCGCUGACCUCAACUCGGCGUCCGCCAGUGUUCGAACACCAAGCUCGAGCUUCAUGAACACGAACGCCAUGCAAACAAUAUCUGUGAAGAGCCAGAUGCCCCUCCAGUUUGACAGUAUCACAGGCGUAAUACGUACCGACACAUCCGCAGGCCCCCUCGACGACGACGCUUCGCCAGCUGCUGCAUCAUCGCCGGCGCAUGUACCCUUUGUACACUGCACGCAUAUUAAUUCGGCGGCCGCGGUCCCAGAAUUUCAUCAUAACAGCAGUAACGAUGGUGAAACGCGAUUUAAUUCAACAACGCAUGCAGAACUUGGAGCUUCGGCUAGUUCUGACAUGCCACCCAGCACCUCACCGACUGUGUCUGCUGAUAUUGAUUCUUCUUUCAAAGACAUCCAAACCGCUCGCACUGUUCCUCCGCCCAGAUUGAUACCUAUGAGUAUUCUUUAUCGACGAGCUCAUUCCCAAAAUACAGCAAGGAUAGCCAGCAUUUCCGAUUCCGUUACGACCCCGAGCCCCUUCACAAAGUCUGCCAUAAACAUGGAGGGGAGUAAUGCAUCGAGAGACUUCGUCCCAAUAGCACUAGUAGAUGCAACUGCGAGUUCAAGCAAAUCGACCUAG